Molecule: messenger RNA, 1089 nt
Organism: Verticillium alfalfae VaMs.102
Lineage: Eukaryota; Fungi; Ascomycota; Sordariomycetes; Glomerellales; Plectosphaerellaceae
Product: fructose-bisphosphate aldolase
Exons: 6
Coding region: 1-1089 (362 amino acids)
Biological process (GO): glycolytic process; gluconeogenesis
Cellular component (GO): cytosol
Molecular function (GO): zinc ion binding; fructose-bisphosphate aldolase activity
Source: RefSeq, a predicted model, not a curated record
AUGGGUGUCCUCCAGGAUCUUAACCUCAAGCCCGGCGUCAUCUACGGCGAUGAUGUCCUGAAGCUCUUCACCUACGCCAAGGAGAAGGGUUUCGCCAUGCCCGCCGUCAACGUCACCUCCUCUUCCACCGUUGUCGCUACCCUCGAGGCCGCCCGCGACUCCAAGUCGCCUGUCAUCCUGCAGUUCUCCCAGGGCGGUGCUGCCUUCUUCGCCGGCAAGGGCGUCACCAACAGCGCCGAGAAGCAGGAGGCUUCCGUCGCCGGUGCCGUUGCGGCCGCUCACUACAUUCGCGCCAUCGCUCCCGUCUACGGCGUCCCCGUCGUUCUCCACACCGACCACUGCGCCAAGAAGCUUCUGCCUUGGCUCGAUGGCAUGCUCGACGCCGAUGAGGCCGAGUUCAAGAAGAGCGGCACUCCCCUCUUCUCUUCCCACAUGAUCGAUCUCUCCGAGGAGGAUGUUAAGUGGAACAUUGACACCACCGCCGCCUACCUCAAGCGCUCCGCUCCCAUGAAGCUCUGGCUCGAGAUGGAGAUUGGCAUCACCGGUGGUGAGGAGGAUGGCGUCAACAACGAGGACGUCGACAACAACUCCCUCUACACUCAGCCCGAGGAUAUCUGGGCCAUCUACGAGGCCCUUUCCGCCAUCAGCCCCUACUUCUCCAUUGCCGCUGGCUUCGGCAACGUCCACGGUGUCUACAAGCCCGGCAACGUCAAGCUUCACCCCGAGCUGCUGAGCAAGCACCAGAAGUUCGUCGCUGAGAAGCUCGGCAGCAAGGAGGAGAAGCCCGUCUUCUUCGUCUUCCACGGUGGCUCCGGCUCCACCGUCGACGAGUUCCAGCAGGCCAUCAGCUACGGUGUCGUCAAGGUCAACCUCGACACUGAUCUGCAGUGGGCCUACCUCACCGGUGUCCGUGACUACGUCACCAAGAACAUUGACUACCUGAAGACCCAGGUCGGCAACCCCGAGGGCGCCGAUAAGCCCAACAAGAAGAAGUACGACCCCCGUGUCUGGGUCCGCGAGUCCGAGAAGACCAUGACCGUCCGCGUCAAGGAGGCCCUCGACCACUUCAAGGCUGCCGGCUCUUUGUAA